AACUUUAUUCUUAACUUCAAAAUUUUGUUCAUCUUAUUAUAUAAUGCAUAAUGAUACAUAUAAUUUAUUAUUUACUAGAAAUGGUUCAACCAUGAUCAAGUUGGACAUUGAUAUUCGAAAUGGAGGUUUAAAACUCGAUGAUGAAUUUUUGGUAGAUUUCGGCAUAGAGAAAGAUGACAUUUUACUUGCACAUGAAAUGCGUUAUCCAGGAGGUGAUUGUACAUCAGAUAUAUGGUUACCAGAAGAUUAAAAUACUCAUUGAUUCACAAUAUUUUUUUUAUUAGAAUUAAAAAUAAUAUAUUUUAAAAUUUAUAUAUAUAAUUAAAAAUAAUAUAUUUCAAAGUUUUUUAGAAAUAUUAAAUUUUAUUAAUUAUAAAAAAA
This is a messenger RNA of Apis florea (little honeybee), 381 nucleotides long. Its product is annotated as methanethiol oxidase. The record is from RefSeq and is a predicted model, not a curated record. NCBI's taxonomy places the organism in Eukaryota, Metazoa, Arthropoda, Insecta, Hymenoptera, Apidae. Gene Ontology annotation, molecular function: selenium binding.